Postia placenta MAD-698-R-SB12 is the source of this 348-nucleotide messenger RNA. RefSeq lists its product as hypothetical. The record is from RefSeq and is a predicted model, not a curated record. The coding region runs from base 1 to 348 and encodes 115 amino acids. The transcript has 3 exons. NCBI's taxonomy places the organism in Eukaryota, Fungi, Basidiomycota, Agaricomycetes, Polyporales, Adustoporiaceae.
AUGCAUUCGCCUAUCCACCUCGCGCGAAUCAUUUCCUGGUUCGGUCCCAUCUGGCUCACCUGCAUGGUCGAGCAGCGAUGGUUGAUUGCCUGGGAAGAUGACAACGCGACAUGCGAAUUUGAAGUUGCUCCUUUCACGCUCGACGAUGAGGAUGCUGACGAGUUACUGUCCGUGAUGGUCCGUGACGAGACGGGAGUCCGUGAUGAGGUAAAUAUUGAUGAAGUAGCCGGAGACAAUGAAGGAGCCGAAGACACAUUUGUGGUCGACGAUAAUGAGCUUGAUGAAAGACUCGAUGAUGGAGACGACGACACUAUAGAACUUGUGAUGUGGGUCGACGGCGAUUCAUAA